Messenger RNA from Pteropus alecto (black flying fox), 5454 nucleotides. Its product is annotated as legumin J. The record is from RefSeq and is a predicted model, not a curated record. Gene Ontology annotation, cellular component: Golgi apparatus; plasma membrane. The transcript is spliced from 10 exons. Bases 2281 to 3678 code for a protein of 465 amino acids. Lineage: Eukaryota; Metazoa; Chordata; Mammalia; Chiroptera; Pteropodidae. Gene Ontology annotation, biological process: activation of protein kinase B activity.
CUUAUAAUAGAACAAGCACUUUAUGUGGAGAAGUUGGUUGGUUGGUUUGCUAUACGGUUUUAGGCUAAGGGUGUCCAUGGACUAAUCCUUGUACGUGGUGAUUUACUUGGUUGCUUCAUUUUUAACGCUGUCAUUUUUGCUUUUGUCCGUUAAAAAUUUUAGUCUGUGGUAAGCAAGUUUAGGAGACGGUGUCAAAGGAAGAGACCAUUUCAGGUGUGUGGAGCCACACGAAGCAUAAAGUAUGGCACAUCUGAACCUUCUGGGAUGGAUUGUUGGAAAGGGCUUAAGAAUUUACCAUUUACCUGAAGAAUAAGACAAAUAAUUUAUAUUCUUUGCCUACAAGCACAUAGCUUGUCACCAAUAAAACUGAAGCUAGCAUAAAACUCUAUUUUCUAGGAAUAUUUACCAAAUUCCUUUCCUGAUUACCUUAUUAAAAUUGCUUCUUCCUCCUGCUUUUCUUUCGCUAUAGCACUUAUCACUUUGUAAUUUAAUAUGCAAGUUACCACUUUUUAUUUAUUUGUUUGCUUCUUCUGACUCUUCUAUUAGAAUGUAAGCUGCACUUAGGCUGACAAUUUUUGUCUAUUGCAGUCACUGAUAUAUCCCAAGCACCUAGAAUAAUGCUUGGUACAUAGUGGACAUUCAAUCAAUGUUUGUUGAAUGAAUGCGUGUGAGCAGUAGCAAAAUCAACAAGUGAUCAAGGUAAUUGUUUGUAUCACUCAGCAGGCUUCCUGGAAUUCUUCUUCUCAUCUAACAUGCUGUAAGAUUGGCACUGUAAAUUACACAUGAAGCACUUAUUUGGGGGAAUAAAUAGCUGGCAUGUUGACUAACUUGAAUUACGUCAAUGGACUUUUGAAAAAAUGGACAUGUUGGGAAACUAGCAGUUGAAUGUUAUUUCUCAACAUAUUUAUAUCUCCAAAUCAAGUGAGUAGAGCUAGACAGUCUUAAAGGUCAUUUCAUCUAGGUUUUAUUUUAUUCACGGGAGGAAACUGACUUAGCAAGGUUAAGGAACUAGUCCAAGAUCAGAUUGCUAGGCAGAGCCAAAUGAAUAGAAUAUUUUCAUUUUCUUGCUGAAUGAAUAGAAUAUUUUCAUUUUCUUAGCUUCACAAGUUCAGAGCUCCUUCCCAGUGUGUUCUGACACUUAUCUUAGGAGCCCAUACCCACAUAAUACCUAUAGUGUUAGAGUUCUUCCUGAGAACAUUCUAGAAUGGGUAAUGUUGGGGUAUGGGAGUGGUGGGAAUGUUUAUUGAACCUUUUCCCACAAAGAUGUAGAAUUUAAAAGUUUGGCAUUGAUUUUGAGGUAAAAAAUAUUUUAAAUAAGUGUUUUAUCUGUGAGGCCAAUAAGGUAGUUUCCUCUUCUUGUUAUCUGGGUACCAUAAAACAAUGUUUUUCCUGUUUAAUUUUCCCUGUGCAUUUGUUAACUGGCAUGCAUCAUUACAUUGUAAAGACUUUGAGGCAAGGGUUUAUGUCUUCUACAAUUUUGGUAAUUUUUCCCAGAGUCUGUUAUAUAGUACAUUUUCAUAUAUCUCUGUCAUCCAGAGGUCAUCUGUAAGUUGAGCAAUAGAUAAGAAAUAUUUACAUAAUGAGAGCAUUAUUCAGUCUUGUUACUGGUAGACGUGUCAAAGGAAGUAAUCAAGAAGAAUUGCUAAACAUUGUCUCAUCAACCUUAUCCACCUAAAUAAUCAUGGGAGGCAGAUAACUUAGAGAUUGGAGAGGCAGGUGGGUUUCCUCUACACAGUGAAUCGGGGUUACUGGAAUGUAGAAGCACUGCCUUUUCUCCCCUACCAGAACAGCAUAAAAGGAAGACCUGCUUGGCUCAGUCAUUCUAAGGAAAAUGAUAUUAUCUUUUGAUUGGAUGUGUUCCAGUAAAACAAACUCCAAUUUAUCCCUUCGAGAGAGAUUAAAAUCAGCAGCUCUUAGCACUUGCCAAGUUUAUUAUUAGUAUAUUCCUAGCCCUUGUGAUGAGAUAAACAUUUCAAAGAAUAAACCUGGCAGCAUACCUUAGUGGAAAUAAGGGCUAGAGAGGAUAUAGAUAUGUUUAUUUUAGUUUGUGGUUUUUUAAAAAAAUAGCUUGAAUGUAAAAUGGUGCAAUACAACAGAACUUUACUGCUUGUUUAUGCAAGAGUAUGAUGUGGAUGUUCUUGUUUGGCAGGUGGGUUUCCUCUACACCGUGAAUUGGGGACCUAGGCUCCUUCCCUCUGGUGGCUCUCCCCCCUGCCCCGCCCCCCACCCAGGGCAUCACUGCACUGCAUCCAGCUGUGAAUUGCUUGCCCCUUUUUGCCAAUGGACAACUUGGCAUUUGAAAUGCAUGAAGGUGCAACCCAGCACGUUUCAUUUGUGGGGAAGAUGAACACCAUCCCCAGAAUGGAAGAGAAGAGGCAGUGGUCAUUGCUGAGUGUUUUCCUGGCGUGUCUCUUGGCCUGCACCGUUACCACAGCAGUAGGAGUACUGAUUCUCUCCUUGGUUUAUAUCAACAACACUCAGCUCCAUUCAGAGCCUGAGCUGCGAGCAACUACAAUUGCGAUAUUGCAAAAAGCUGUUGAUCCAAAAUUCCAGUUUCUUAAUCAUUUACCUAAAUCUAAGGUGUUUGAGUUUCCUGGUGGUGCGAUCCAGUGGGCCCGAUACAGGAACAAUAUCAAAGACUAUCUCAGCAUUGAAGAAGAGGCCUUUGGCAGGAGCCUGAAUAGUCAGAGAUCGCAGAUGACUCUGGGGACCCUGAGAAUAAAAAGCAAUGGCCUCCGGGCCCCUCACUGGCACUUCGAUGCUAAUGAACACGGCUAUCUGGUACAGGGGACAGCAUGGAUUGGGGUGGUUGAUGAUGGUCACGUAGUUACCACAUACAAUGUUACAGCUGGCCAAGUGAUCUUCUUCCCUAAAAAUACACUACACUGGAUAAAGAACGUGGGGAAUGAAGACUGCUUUUUCUUGCUCUUCUUUUCCACACAUGAUGAACUUCAGACCCUGGAUGUUGAUGAUGUAUUUUUUUCUACACCUGAGGACAUCGCUUCCAGGUCACUUAAGCCAGAAGGUGGAAUUAAUUUCAUUAGAACAUUCCAUAAACAAAAAGAAGAUCAGGGAGUCAACCUUCCUCACAACUUGGCAGAACUGGUUACAAAUGCUAGUUAUACACAGUCUCCAGACAACCUUGUGUGGAGAUACUUUUAUGACCUUAAAGGUUCAAAAGAAUAUCGAUUUCCAGGAGGAAUAAUACAACUGGCACAAUAUUGGAAAAAUGGAAGUGAACUAAGCAAAAAUGAAAAAAUUUUUAGUACAUUCCUGAAUCAGCAUCAAAAUACCCUUGCUUUGAGUACACUCAAAAUAUACAACAAUGGAUUACGACAGCCACAUUUCCAUUUUAAUGCGAAUGAAAUGGGAUACGUAAUAAGUGGAUGUGCAAAGGUGGGCAUUAUUAAUACUCAGGGAACCACAGAGUUCGACAUUCACAUUGGAGAUGUGAUAUUUUUUCCCAUUGGAACGCAGCAUUACAUUAAGAGUGCAUGUGAUGAGGAUUUGCUCCUCAUUCUUGCCUUCAGCACUGGAGACCAGCUGCAAACCCUUGACAUGGAUGAUUACCUCCAGGCCACAGCAGACCAUAUUCUGGCCCAGCUUUUCUUCAAGAAACAAAGUGAGUUUAAGAAGAUCCCCAAAUUCAAGGAGGACCAGGCAAUCAACUUGCCUUAGAUUUGCUGAUGAGUUCAUAUUUGUUCUUCCUUCUUCAUUUGUUAUUAUUGUUUUAAAUGAACUUGGCUAAUGAACCUGGAGCUAGCUCUUCACAGCGUGGACAGGCGAAAGCUAAGCAGCACUAUGGGCUCAUUUAGCCAAUAGUGACUGUGGGCAGUUCAUGCUAAGAGGACAUUUAGUACACUCUGUGUAGAUUAGUGGAUCUAUGGAGGCGAUCUUAUAAAUUCAAUAAUUAUAUUUGGGUAUGGAUUUUAGUAUAUGUGUAUAUAUUUGUUUAUUUUUCCCUUUGUUACUUCAAAUUUAUUACUCCAAAUGAAAAUCCAUUAUUUUCAUGCAUAUCAGUAAGUCUUAGUACCGAGCAUGUAUUUUUGUUAUUCAUCACUGUGAAAGGAAGUAGGUCAGCCUACAUGUGGACAUAUUGAGGCACUGGAACUCAGAUACAUCGAACCUUGUAUGGAGACUUUAUUAUGGCACCCUAAGCCAGUGAUUCCUAACCCUUUGGUUGGCAUGAAAAUAGUUUUUAUAAUGCCCAAAAUUUCAAGGCCUAACUCAUGUGAGUAGUUGUAUACUUAUUGUAUAUUAGUUGAGAAAAUACUUGGUAAGCUAAUUAUGAAUUCAAUACUUUCUUUGAAUGUAUUUGGAUUUUCUUAAUCAUAUCAACUAUUUAAAGUCGAGGAAUAGCCAUCUCUAUAUUUGAGAAGCACAUGGUUUAUUUAUUUUAUACGCAAUGCUGGCUGUGUAUAUGGAUCCAAGGACCACUUGUCAUCACUUGGAAGCUGGCAGGGGCUGGUGGUCUCUGAGCUGGGGGCCAGAGUCUUAAGUAGAAAACAAUUCGGUUAUAUCUAAUCUUUGUUUUUUGUUUAUAAUUUAUUUUAACAGACAUUUGGUACCCCCACAUGUGGCUUGGGUACCACCAUCAGUUCUGGGCUACCCUAUACACAAUUCUAAAGUCAAUAUAGCUGAUUUUUAAUGCUUUUGACCACCAUCCCUUAUCAGUUAUUCCCCUGAUACCGAAUGGGAUUUUUAGAUGUCUUAAGAUAUUCGUUCUAAGGCUAAAAAGAACCUGUAUGUUCCUUUCUCUUCUCUAUCUCUUUCUAGCUCUGUUAACUACAAAUACAGAAUUCAGUAGGUGUCAGAAUGGCUCACUUUUAGCAUGGGAAGUAGCUGCCUACAUAAUGUGCACAGUCAGAUCAUUAAAGGCCUGUUAUCUCUUGGAACCACCUUAACUGUGUGUUUGCCUUAUUACCCUUUUUUGGGAGAGCCAGCCAAGAUCAGAGCUUGGUAGCAAUGUGAGUUUUGUGCUGGUGGAGGUGUUUUGAAGAGACUUUGUAGGGAGUGGGUCCAGGGGAGGAACAUGGUUGAGAAGAUGCAGGGAACAGCACAGGGCAAAGGGUGUAUGGGAGGAGGAUAUCCAGAUAGGGGGAAAUAGUCAUAAAAGGUAAACGGCAAUGUGUGCAGACAGAUGUUGUCUAUGAAUUUUGUUUUACUUUGAGAAUUUUUAAAUAUAUUAUUAACUGGUUCAUAAUCCAUUUUCUUGUAUCAGGAAGUAUUGUGUCAGAUUACUAUGUGGUCAUUUAAUAAAGAUUUUAUACAUCAUUGUGUAUUUUUUGCCAUUGUAGUUUUGAAUGAAAUCUGUUCUUAUGAUUUUAUGUAUUUGAAGCAUUAUUGGAUUCCCUCUAUGCACCCUUGAAAUGUGACUUAGGAAUCCAAUCCACCACAUAUUUAAAAAAGAAAAAUCUUAAAAAUAAAACUCUAAUGGAGACAAUUUAAUUGGAA